Molecule: messenger RNA, 6348 nt
Organism: Malassezia vespertilionis
Lineage: Eukaryota; Fungi; Basidiomycota; Malasseziomycetes; Malasseziales; Malasseziaceae
Gene: MON2
Product: Endocytosis and vacuole integrity protein
Exons: 2
Coding region: 1-6348 (2115 amino acids)
Molecular function (GO): monooxygenase activity; oxidoreductase activity, acting on paired donors, with incorporation or reduction of molecular oxygen; iron ion binding
Source: RefSeq, a predicted model, not a curated record
AUGCCGCAGCGCAUAGUCUCGGAGCUGCAGGCGCUGCUUGCGGAAACGCGGCGAAAGCACCCCGAUGUGCGCCAGGCGUGUGAGGCUGCACUGAAGCAAAUAUCUCUUGAUGACCCGGCCAAAGCACUCGAGACAUUAACGUCGAGCGAGCCGAUACAACAAGAGCUGGUCGAUGCGGUCGUCGCUGGAUGCGGCACAAGGACGUCGAAAGUGGCGCUAAAUGCACUGUCAUUGCUGCAUAGAUGCGUUAUGUUGCACGUUAUUCCCACCGCUUCGCUCGGUACCAUCAUCGAGACUCUGCACGGCCUACCGCACCUGCGCGCGGACGUCGACGUACAGUUUAAAAUCCUGCAGACGGUGAGUGCCUUGCUGGUGGCAUAUCCCCAAAUUUCGUCCAAUCUGCUAUCACGCACCCUAAUGCUGUGUUUUGUGCAGUAUGAGCAUGCGCGCGUGCCGGUGGUGAGCUCUACCGCUGCCGCGACGCUCCGCCAGAAUAUCAUGACUAUUUUUGACAAGAUCCUGCAAGAAGACCAUAUUUUUGACCAGCUAGAAGGCGGAAAUGAGGACGCAGCGGCGGCCGCGCCGCCGGCCGUGUAUACCGCGCAGACGCCCGACGGCCCUGUCACAUUAUUCCCCUUUACGCGCGACGCGUACUUUGUCUUUAGCGACUUGUGUGCGCUGGCAAAUGGCGAGCCCGCGAGCUUCUUGCAGCUCUCCACGCUCCCCAAGCCUUUUGUGCUGGAGCUCUUGGAGAGUGUUUUGACGAACCACGCGCGUCUCUUUUCCGCGCGCACUGCAACCAACGCCCCGCGCCAUCCAGAGCUCUUGUACAUCUUGCGCAGCGCCAUGUGCCCAUUACUGCUCAAAGUAUUGAGCGAUCCGCCUGCAUUUAGUGUGUAUGUGCGCACGAUGCGUCUCAUACUCCUGCUCCUCCGCCAGUUUAGCGAGGAGCUUGUGCUGGAGAUUGAAAUCUUGCUGCGCAUGGUACUCAGCACCGCGCAGCCCGACAAGAAUGUCUUGCUUUGGCACCGAGUGCUUGCACUGGAAGUGCUGCGCAGUUUGUGUGCGGAUGGCUACUUUAUGCGCAGAGUAUGGCGCUGGUACGAUGCAGGGCCGCGGGACAAGCCGCGCGUUCCCGUGUUUGCACACCUCGUCGAGACAUUGCGCGACGCCGCUCGCGACGCUGCGUCACAGCUCGCGACCAAUCCUUCGCUCGCCGCUGCGCGCGACCAGAUGCCAGCCACGCCUCGGCAAUCGAUGGAUACGUAUACCUUGUACGGCGCUGCGAGUGCCGCCGUCGCGGGCGUGCGCAAUGCUGCCGAAGGGCUCUUGAGCGUGCGGACCGAGUCAUUCACCGCGCAAAGUGUGCCGCCCACGCAGCUUCUCGACCAGCUGGACAAGACCGAGCCGCCCACGGCAGGAUCCGCGCAGCUUCCCAUACUGUACCCUGCAUCGCUGGUGCUUUGGGCGCAUGUGCUCCUUGCGCAGUCCUUGGCAUACACUGUAGUGCGGCAGUACGCAGAGGUGUAUGCAGACACACUGACGGCACCGCCGGCGAUGGAAGCACAUGGCACCGAGCUGGCUGCAGUGUAUGGAAUGCUACGCAUGGGAGCGCGCCCUUUGAACGAGUCGAUGAAUUUUUUCUUGACGGUGCAAAGCACCGACUACUUGUUUGAGCAAACGCUGCUGGCAGUCACAAACCUCGCAAAAGCAACAGGCAUGCUUGCACUGGACAAGGAGCGUGAUUUGGUGCUCGCGACGCUGAGCGACCUCGCCGUGCCCGCGUCGGCGCUUGGCGGCCAGCCAGUAGAGGCGCGCAACUUGGCGUGCCAAGCGGCGCUCGCCGACGUCGCUGUUGCUUUGGCCGGCAGCUUGCACGCGCGAUGGCGAUCCUUGCUGCGGUGCCUGCUGCAAGCACUCGCGCUCUUGCGCACGGAAAGCUGGGCGCAAGAGAUCAGCGCGCCCAACGUGCGCCCCAUGCAGCCAGUUCCUCCUGGCGGCUUGGCCGACGAGGUGCAUGGUCGGGCAGUGCUUACUACGCUCGCUCCUGCGGCAUUGGAGCCGCGUGCAAUGCGCGCCAAGCUGGGGUGCGUGUUUGCAUACGCCGUCCGCUUGGACCACGCGGCAUAUAUCGAGUUUGUCGAGAUCCUCGCCCAGUUCCUCGUGGACGCUGUCCGACGUUCUUCCACCAGCAAGGAGUACGUCACAGUAAUUCUGCAUGAGAUGCAGCACGUAGCGCUGCGCGACUUGGCACGAAUGAAGGCGCCGGACGACGCCCAAGGCGCCCUUGCCGACGCUCCGGCCUGGACGGCGUUCAGCGCCAGUCUCUUUACGGCCAUGGAAGGUGCAGAAACGCCGCAGGCGUACCGCUUGCAGGCUGCCAGCGUCCUCGACACUGUCCUUGAGGCAUUGCUGCGCGCACACCCGAGCGAGCAGCGCACUGUGUUUGCAUCGCUCGCAAAGCAGUCGAUUGCCGACCAUCGCGCGACAAUGACCGACGUAAGCAUCCGCAAAGCGGGAAUCGAUCUUCUCCAGUCCAUCCUUGCCGCGCAUGCUCACCGCCUUCAGCACACCUGGGACCUUGUCUUUUUCAUGUGCCGUGCAGCAGCGCAAGAUGCGCCGCAGAUGCACGCACAAGGAACCUCGCCCGUUCCCCUCCUCAAAGCCGCCUUCUCUUGCGUGCGUUUCGUAUGCACGGACCAUCUCGCGGCGCUGACCGACGCCGAGCUGAUACUGUGCAUCGAGAGCCUUCCGAGUUUCAGCAUGCAAGAAGAAGACAUGAACAUUGCACUCGCCUCCAACGGCGUGCUCUGGGACAUUACUGCCGAUGUGCACCGCCGGCAGCUGCACUCCAAGAGCGGCGUGCCGGACAUGUGGUUCUUCUUCUUGCAGUGCAUGCGCACAGUCACGGGCGUGGCUGUUGCAGAUGUGCGCAACAGCGCGAUUGCGAACCUGUUCCAAGUGCUCAUCCAGUACAAUGCAUCGCUCCCCCCGCAGGAGUGGCCGCGUAUUUUUUCCGAGAUCCUCUUUCCCCUCCUCGACGAGCUCAACACGCAGGUGCAAAGAGACGAGGGCGCCUCUUUAAGCGCCAUACUCGCAUUCCAAGGCACAGCCAAGAUCUUGCGUGCGGCGCUGGAGCGCAACAUGGGCGACGAUGCGCCGAGGAUAUGGCGCAUGUUGCUCGAUCGCAUGUACGAUGCAUACGUGCAGGCACCGCCAAACGUGGCCCAGGUCGCCCUGGACGCCAUGGCCGUUCUCUUCCAAACGCACGCGCUCCAACAGGCCGCGCUGUGGCGCGCUGCGUGGGCCGUGUGGGUCAAGAUGGGCGCGGCGCGCAAAGACGCGACGCUCGCGAACCUCGUCACCGUCGUGGGAAUGCUAGGGGCGCUGUACCCUUGCCUCCUCGCCGAGCCCCGUGCAGAGCAGGUGGAUGAGCUGAUUGGCACGCUGGAGAUCUGUGUCCAACGCGGCAUCGCCAUUAGCGACGUCCCGAACGCCAAGCUCCUGCUGCGGCUCAUGGACGGCGCACAAAGCGCGCUGCUUCGCUUGCCUUCCUGCGAUACGACACCAGCUUUGGUGCUGCAGAGUCUGGGCAGGUAUGUAGGCUAUGCGCUCGAGGCCAUCGACCAAACGCUGCGCUCUCCGCCCCUCUACCGCCUGCGUUUUCAGCUGGCCAAGCAGCUGCUCGCGCGCUGGCAAGAAGGCUACCUGGCGCGCCCAAGCGACGCGCAACUGUACGGCGCACCUGUUUUCGAAAUGCUGCACACGCUGUGCACGCCGCUGCGCGCUAUCAAUGCCGCAGACGAAGCGCCGCACGUCGCAAUGCUCGCAUCCGAAGUACUCUACCACAUUGCACACCUCGGCACGCACAUCGUCGUCGCCACGCUGCCGGACCGUGCGUUGUAUUGGCGGCGCUUGCUUGCAUGUUUCAGUGUGGCACUGCAUGCAUAUACACAGUGGAUCACAAGGGACGCAGACGAUGCUGAGCAAGCAUCUUGCGUACGACUGCUCCACGCACUCGAAUACGACGUACUGCCAGUCCUGGGCGCCGAUCCCCCGGGCUACGAGGCUCUGGACCUGUGCCUUUCGAGCAUGGUAGAUGCGACGCACCACACAACGCAUCCAGGGUUCGGGACGGUGCGCGAACGGUGCGUGUACUGGACGUUUGACACGCUCUUUUCCAUGUGCCGCAUUCAAAACGACGCAAGCGUCGGCCAUCGUCUGGUGGCAGUCCUCGUGGUGCCACGGGUGCUGGACCGCACCAAAGGUAUCAUGAAUGCAUACCUCUCUGACCACCGUGUGUCUGGCGCGAUGCCAUUUCCACGGGUACGGAUCGAGGAGAUGAACUAUACCCUGUACAACCUACUGCACACACGUCUAUUUCGCGGCUGCCUCUUCCUUGCGCUCCGCACCAGUGACCCCAUGGAGAUUAACGAUGCGCUGCACGACGUCCAGACGCACGCAAAUGUGUGCGCCGCGCCCCUUGCGUCGCCUACAGGACACGUAGUGUACCUCGCCGAACAACUCGAAGCCGCCGCAGCGAUGCGGCCAACGGCCAGCGCUACGACUCAAAAAGGCGCCAUCGGCACAAGUGUAGCGCCGCUUGCACGGUCGCACUUUGCACACGAUAUCCCACACGCUUUGCUGGAGCGCUUCACACAGCCGCCCACGCUGCACACCGACCCAGCGACACUCGCCCACGCGUUCAGCCGCUUGCUGCGCGCCGCAGUCUUGGCACAGGCGUCACGCGAGCCUGGCACGAUUGUCCACUUGCUCUUGCGGUGGCGUACAUGGCUUGCCGAUGUGCCUGGGCCGCCGUCGCGGUCGUUUGUGCUGGGCAACCUGCCGGAUCUGAUGGAGCGCGAUAUGGUGCCUGUAUUUCUGGACUGGCGGUCCAAGUACGGCGACGCUAUUCGUGUGUGGGGCAUGUUUGGGGAGCCGCGCCUCUUGCUCACGGACCCCGUCGGUCUGGACCAUGUGUUCAAGAAACGGCCCUACGUGUACCCCAAAGUGCAGAUCGUGCGGGACCUGCUGGGAAGUCUUAUGGGGAACGGACUGCUUCUUGCAGAGGGCGAUGUGCACCGCCGCCAGAAACGCGCGAUCCAACCAGGAUUCGCGCCGCGCGCCGUCCGUAACGUGACCAGCGCAUUUGACCGCUAUGCACACAAACUCGGCGAUCUCCUCCAGCAGCAUUGCGAGCGAAAUGCUUGCAUCGAUAUGCUGCCCAUGCUCAGCUCCGCAACGCUGGAUGCACUGGGUACCGCGGCGCUGGGAGUCGAGUUUCGUACGCUCGACGGGAUGCAAGCUGCGUCGGACGGCAACGCAUACGCAACGCACCCACUCACGGCCUCGUUUACGCACGUCCUCACUAUCGCGAUGCAAACAUCAGUUGCGCGCAACGUUCUCGAUGCCUUGUCCAUGCAUUUUCCCUGCUUGCGGUCCCUGCCCAUCGGCACCAAGUCGUCCGCAUUCCUCGAGGAAACCAACAAGCUGUUCGUGCUCGCGGACGAAAUUGUCGCAAACGCCAAAGCCGCGGCGCGAUCCGGGGCAGACGGCGCGACGCGCCCCGAUAUAUUCUCCUCACUGCUGCGCGCCAACACUAACACCGCCUUGUCCAAGGAAGAGCAGCACACGAUCCUCGACCGCACCACGCUCACCGAUCCAGAGCUCGCAGCGCAGAUCUCCACAUUUAUAUUUGCUGGGCACGAGACGACAGCCACGCAACUGACAUGGCUCUUUCUGAUGCUCGCAGAGAACCAAGCGGCGCAAGAGACACUGCGGGCAGAAAUCCGCACGUACAGGACGUCGCUGGGCCUUGAUCCCGUGCCGGGCACGGGCGAAAAUGCGCGCGACUUGACCGCAGAAGAGCUGGAUGCGCUGCCGUACCUGGAUUGGUGCAUUCGAGAAGCCUUGCGCCUUCAGCCUGCCAUCCACACUACGUCGCGCUCUGCGACAGAGCUGGAUUUCAUCCCAUUGUCCAACGGAGGCUCGGUUCGGAUGGAGAAGGAUACAUUGGUGCUUAUCCCCAUUGCAGCCAUCUCACAGGCACCGGUGCUGUGGGGAUCCGAUCCCCACAAGUUCAGGCCAGAGCGCUGGGCGGAGCCGCUCGAGGGCGCGCGCUUGUUUCCUGCCAUGGGCGGCCUCGCGUUCUUGCAAGGCGCCCGUGGCUGUAUUGGAGCGCGCUUUGCCGUCGCGGAAAUGAAGUCGUUUGUGAGCAUCCUCGCGAAUCGCUUCCUAUUCGCCUCGGACCAUCGGCGCAUCAUCCCCAAGCGCUGGGUCGUGUCGCGCCCAUUUGAUAUGCAGACACAACGUGUCGGGUGCAAGCUUCGCGUCGCCCGUGCGCCAUAG